AUGACAACAUUAAUACUACUCGAAACAGGAACACUACUGCCAACAUCAUCAUUAAGAGCAGCACCUCAGUUCGCCUUGAUCAACACUGAACGGAGCGACCGCAAUGGCUUCGACACCGGUGUAUGCCAAUGGCUCCGCGAAGGAUGCGCUGCCGGGAUUCAAAACGUGGGACUGGAUGGCUGCAGAGCCGAAGACGCCGUCUUUGAGCAUCGUGGACCUGGCUCCCUGCACGGGAGGUCCUGGCAGGAGCAGAGGGCACCGGCUUUGCUGGACCUGCUUCGCGCCGGGGAGCUGUGUGACCUUGUUUUGUUGGCAGGUGAGCCUGCAGAACGGGUCCCUGCCUCCCGGCUGCUACUCGCAGCAGCGAGUGCUGCCUUCUACGCGCGAGCAGAGGCAUCGCGCAUUGCCGAUGAGGAGAUGUACGUAUUGAAGUGCCCGGAGAUGGAGUACUGUCCGGCAGGAAGUCUUGGAUCCAAUGCGGGGAGCCAGUUUGAGCAGGUUGCAGCUCCGCUGGCGAGCGAGUUGCUCGCCACACUGGAACAGGAGCACAACCGGGAGAUCUUGACCCUGUACGAGGAGCAGGUGCGCUUGCGCGAGGAGCUUCGGAGAGUCGUGGACCUGAUGCAGCAAGAGGUUUUGCCGCGUGAGCGGCAAUUACAUGACAUGUUUGAGAAGCUCAACGAAGCUUUCCACACGUCAGCCCAGAACUUGCGCCGGCAGCAGGAGGAGUUCCACGCCCGAGCUUCGCAGAUGACCCAGAAGCACGACACGUCCCGGCGGGAGAUGCUGGAUCCAUUGCAGGCAGCCGAAACGGAGCUGACAAGGAUCAAGACGAUGCUGAAGCAUCCACUGGUCACAUCGCCCGGUUUGCCGCCGCAGCUGCUCCAGCAGAUUCAGCAGAGGGUGCAGCAGUCUUACAGCGAGGAAAUCCGGGUGCCCAUGGCCCGCCGCGAGAGCGGGCAAACGUGCCCGGGCUGUGGGAACACCUACGCCGACGAUUCCAAUUUCUGUCGGCGCUGCGGGCUUAAGCGGAGCCAGGCUCCCAUUUUCCAGCCGCCUUCUCCGGUAAUAUCUGGAUCAAGGCCGGGACAGCGACGAACGGCCUUGCAAUCGAUAUCUGCGCUCACGGUAGGAUUCAGCAUGUCACAAUGUUUGGAGCACCAGUUUGAAUCGAAGGAGAGCUAG
This is a messenger RNA of Symbiodinium sp. CCMP2592, 1185 nucleotides long. The record is from the annotation of a GenBank genome assembly. Lineage: Eukaryota; Dinophyceae; Suessiales; Symbiodiniaceae.